This is a messenger RNA of Mollisia scopiformis, 877 nucleotides long. RefSeq lists its product as uncharacterized. The record is from RefSeq and is a predicted model, not a curated record. NCBI's taxonomy places the organism in Eukaryota, Fungi, Ascomycota, Leotiomycetes, Helotiales, Mollisiaceae. The transcript is spliced from 3 exons. Gene Ontology annotation, molecular function: acyltransferase activity, transferring groups other than amino-acyl groups. The coding region runs from base 111 to 818 and encodes 235 amino acids.
GAAAUUGCAAACAGCUCAUAUCAAUUUGUCAAACUUCUGCAUCACGUAUUAAAACAAGCCCACCUCUCUGAUUACCACCCAGAAUUUUUUUACUAAAAGCAAUUGCGAAAAUGUCAUCCACAGAACCACCAGCUCCCGCUUUCCGUUCCGUCGAGCUAGCAACCGCCGCCGAUCUUCCCGAAAUCGCCGAAACGAUGCAGGCAGCCUUAAUCGUUGAUCCCUUCUGGACGGGCAUGAAAGGCACCAUUUCCCUUGAAGAAGAAUAUAAGUUCAUCUACGACAACCUAGUGCCGAGAAUCGUCAAAGGGACGGAAUAUGGCGCCUGCGAAUUUUGGAAAGUCGUAGAUGAAAAUGGGAAGAUUCUUGGAUGGGCUGGAUUCGGAAAACCGAUCGUCCUUACGGAAGAACAGAAAAAGGCGGCGAAUAGCACGUAUAUAUUUCCUCCAGGCAGAAAUGAGGGACUUUGUGACUUGUUUCAAAAUCGGAUCUUGCCUGCUGCUGCGAAGAAUGGGUUUGAUCCUACGAGAGAUUUCCAGAGACAAAAUACAAUGGUUCGUCCUGAGUACCAGCGCCAGGGAAUCGGACGUAUGCUCACGAAGAAAUUAAAUGAGAUUGCCGAUGCGGGAGGAGCAGCGACACAUGUUCGUGCUCGACCGGGGGCUUCGGCAUUGUUUGUUCAGAUGGGGUAUGAGAUCUUGGAGAGGAUUGAUUUUGACUUGGGUGAUUAUGGAGCUGAGGGUGGAAAGACGGCACUUUUCGUUAUGAGACGGCCACCUGGGGCGAAGGAAGAGAAGGGAAAGAAGCUGGAUUGGAGUUGAAUGUACGAGAAUGGGCCAAUUUCAAUCUGGGUAGUAAAAAUAAUAUCCGAAAGAAUGAG